UUUUUUCUACGUGUAAUCAUAAAGCCAUUCGUCCUUCAUACUCACACAUUUCCUACAUUCUACCCUGUUCCACUUUUUACUCGUCCACAUGUUGUAACAUGCUCCUGCCGCUACUGCCCCGCACCAUGGCGACUUCCAAUAACCCUCUCAACGACUGACAUUUUUAUCAAUCUGAACACACAUUCAUGCCAACACGAACACCUUGAGGUUUCUCCUGCCAUCGAAGAACCUGCAUCGUACUAUCAAAUCCUCUCCAGCGGGGCAUCCAGCAUGUUAUCCUCCUCGACCAGUAGCUGGUCUGCCGGCCUGAUGGGACCAGCAUCAGACUCUCACGACACGACAUCUACUUCCGGCUGGCUCCCCUCCGCUUUAAUAUUCUCCCACGGCGACACGGUCGAGGACCUGUUUUUGUUCCUCGGCGGGCACGCGAUUCUGUAUGCCGCCUUCCGGUUUCUCACCUUUCCCCACACGGAGCGGCGCGACCAGGGCAACCGGUACUUCUUUUUCGUGAACUACCUGACCCUGUUUUUGGUCCUCACGGUGAUCGCGCACACGCCGAAGAUCAAGAACUUCGAUCUGUUCAAGAAUUUCGGGAUCCGCGACACCAUCUAUUUCGCCCUGGCGGCCACCCCGUUCUCCUGUUUUACCGUCUACUUUGGAGACUGGGCCUUCAGCGCGGUUUAUUUAGGGAAAUCAUUCGUCAAGCAGCACCGCAACGCUGUGUACCUCGGCAGGUCUACUUCGGGAGGUGGAAGUGGAACGAAGAAGCCGAGUUCUUUGCAGCGGGGCCCUUCAACCCCGCAAUCCGGACACAUUGUAACUAGCAGCACAGGAGGAGGACGAGCGGAGAGUAAAAACUCCGGUAGACCCACAGCGGGAACUGAGACUGCCAAUGCAUCAUCAGCGACAGCGCCGGGCUCUCGGCGAGGGCUCACGAAGUCUAUGUUUGACGACGGAGAGGAUAAUCAUGAUUUCAAGACAGAUGAUAGACCGAGCGGAGGCAGCGAGGCCAGGAGUCAGACAAGUAGCACAAGCUCCGUCCGCGAUACAGUGAAUAAUAAUUACAACAACGGCGAAGAAGAUGAUGUCAAAAAUGCUUUGAACCUGAAAAACCUGGAUGACCUGGCCCGGACUGUCGGUAAACAGAUGAAGGACCAGAUCACGGCGGCCGCGAACCCAAACACGGCGACCUACACCCUGCUCACCUCGGCGAAGACCACCGUGAUUUUCUCCGCGCACCGCACCGGCCGAGAGUUUGUGAGCAAUGCCACGCUGCUCACCUCGCUCGUCGCCCUGCAGUACUGGCUGACGCUGUUGAUGCUCGCGGAGGACGAAAGCAGCAGCAGUUUGCGCGGCGGCUGGAUCCACCAUUUUUUCUGCAAGGACAGCGUGACCGACACGCUGCUGUCGCACCCGGUCGGCCUGCAGUUGCUCUGCACGGUGGACUUUUUCGGGCUGUUGCUCGUCAGUCUGGUGAGCGAGCGGUUCCUCGGACAGAAGCUAUUACUCUCCUUCGGGCCCAAGUGGGAAAAGAACAAUCGGUUUCUGGACCCGGCGACGCUGAAGGAGAUGGUGCCGUGGUACGCGAUGAUGCAGGUGUUGACCGUCAUGGACAUCGGCAUUACCAGCAUCUUCAUGGGUCGCUUCGACGUGCGCCAACUGCUCACCGCGCUCAAGGGCCCGCCGCGGGUGUUUUCCUUUUUCAAAACCUACGAACAACAUCAACAAGGGGACUUGCUGCAGAAUGGAAGCAGUGGUCUCCUAUUACCUCCGCUUUUGCAACGGGGGGACAGUAAAAUUAGCGAAAGGAGUGCUGUGAGCACCGGUGGUGGGACAGCAGCAGCAUCGAUCAACAGCAGCUCCAUGCUCUACAGCAGUACCAACACGACUGCAGCUAAUCCAGCGAGCAGUACGUCCAAUGAAGCAAGGCGGCCGCGAAAGUUUCUCGGCGGCCGAACGAAGUCCUUCGACAAUUCGGACCAACUGCAAGUACCGUCGCCUGCGAACAAAGACGGCGAGAGCACCAGGACCAGUUCGCAGCCAAAGUCGCCACAUUUAUUGUCCACCGGCGGCAAGCCGGUGGUGGACCGGCACAAAACGGAGUCGGCGAUUGAGUUUCCCGCCAGCUCGCCGCUGAGCUCGCUGCAACGGCGGGGGAACGUGCGCGAGGUGGAGAGGCCGGAGACCGACGAGGAGGACGAUCCGUUCGCGACGGUGUGGAUUGAUUUUGUGGCGGACACCGGGGACGGCUUCAAUGCGCAGUACGCCAUCGCGCGGGCGCAGGCGCAACCCCAACUCCGGGUGCGGGUCCCGACCGACCUGCCCCGCGGCGCGGCCAUGAUCAGCGAGGCGACCAGCGGGUCCGCGUCGAAAAAGGCACGGGUCGGGGGCGCGGGGAGCUACGUCACGCUGCCGCGGCCGAAGUACUAUUUCCACGGGGGCGACAUAGCCUACCCGAGUCCGACGCGGGAGGAGUUUCUGGAACGCUUUUUCUUCCCCUACCACCUGGCGCUGCGCGAACCCAAGGUGCCGCAAGGCGAGUCGAAGAUUAAUGGGACAAGUUCGUCGACUUCCAAUGGAGCGACGAGCCUGCGCCUGGAUAGUCAGCUAGCCGCGUCCACCUCACCGACGGGGUCGUCCGCUGUGUCGACGGGCAGUCCCGUGAAUAGUGGCAGUACAGGAAGUUUUGGAGAACGGCGCGUGAGCGGUGCGUUACCUGCCGCAUUGAUAGUGCAAGACCAGCAAGGUGAUAUCAUGCCGAAUAAUUCGAGUUUUGCGCCGGUGAAGGCGGUGAAUUCGUCGCCAACAAUUCUUUCCUCUUCCAACGUAGAACUAGCGUCCCUUGCUAAUACGGGGGUGACGCAGCAGCAGGGAACAAACGACGCCACAGUAACGAAGCAGGAGCAAGACGUCGAAGAGAGUAAGGCCCGCGAGACUGAGGUGGUGGGACUGAAGAAGGCGACGUCCCUCCUGUCGAGCUUUUUUCACAUCCCGCAGCUCGCGAAUUUGCACGCGACGGAUGAAAACAAGCUGUCUGAGGACUCCACGGCCUCCACCAGUAGCUCUGAGGCGGGAUCGCCACGCGCCACGUCCAGUAGCGAGCCCACGGACCACGGAGAACUUCCGGCGCCGUUGUCACCGCGGGAAGUCGAAGAAAGCCUUGGCGAAGGUUGUACUAACGACGCCUCCGGAAUUACAACUACGAUGCAGUUAGCGGCGAUCCGGGAAACGCAAACGAAGCCCAGCGUCAGCAUUAUUGGCGAGUUGAAGGCCAGGAGUAGUUCGUUUUCGCCGCGGGGUCAGAGUACGACAAACCGGGGAAGCAGCGCGUUAGACGGCACCACGGCGGGUAGUACCAAUAAUGCCUCGGCUGUGCAGCUUACAGGCUCAGGCGGGGGGAGUAGUGGCGCGCUCAACAAACUCACACAGGCCAUAGACACCAUAAGCGAAGAGCAGACAGAAAAGGACAAUGUGCUAGAAAAGGGGCAGAACCAAACUUCUUCUAAACCCGGAGGUGGUGGUGCUUCUGUAUCGAUUCUGGAUCCGAAAAACAACGACGGGACCACGAGCAGUUCUAGCAGCCCAUUGACAACAUCCUUAGUACAGCAACCGCCCGGCGGCCCAACUACGGCGAUUACUUCUCCCGUCAAUAGCCGGUCCGGUACUUUUAGUAGUUCUACCAGGUUCGCCGGAAAUAACCGCGCGAGCAUAAUACGGCGCGGCAGCACCUCCGUGCACUUGGAGUGCAUGCUGAAGAAGGAGAACGAGUACUCCCGGAAGUGCGGGCGGUCCAACGGCGGCCUGCAGAUCGCCUCCCGGCGCGGUUACUACGCCCAAUUCCUGAAGAACAAGGACCACCAGGGCAAGAUCGCGAAGAAGUCGCCCAUCCAGAUGCCCACCGACAAGCUGACGGCGGAAGAACUGAAGGGGCACGAGGGGCCGCUGUGUUUCCUGGUGCCGGGGAACCACGACUGGUACGACAACCUGGACACGUUUCAGGACCUGAUCUGCAACCGCGCGUGGCUUGGGGGUUGGUACAUGCCGCAGACCCACAGCUACUUCAUCACGCAGGUGCACCCGAAUUGGUUCGUGUUCGGGCUGGACAUCAGCCUGACCAACGACAUCGACUCCACGCAGUUUCUCUACUUCAAAACCUUUGUGGAGAACGACUUGAUUCCGAACGUCUCCCGGGUGAUCGCGAUCACCCACCGGCUAUCGUAUUUAAAAACGUCCCCACCUCAUAGUUGUAUAUGCAAAUUUGCAUGCUGACAGUGUUUCUCAUGCGGAGCCCCAUGAGAAGCAUUUUUCGUUCGUGUGCUGGAAUUUGUCAUGCUUAAAUCAGCGUGAUACACUAGAUUUGUGAUGCUGCUGAACUAGCCCAAACAGCACUACACUACGAGUCCAAAUUUGUCAUGCGAAACAGCAAAAACUUGUGGAUUUGUCUAGCCGAUUCCCCAUCUUCUUGACUAUCGGGUGGGGACGUUUUUAUAUAGGAUACCGCCCGAAUUUCAGCUUCGACGCCUCCAGCCGGGAGAAGACCGGGCCGUGGCUGAUGCAGUUGCUGCACGGCGUGAUGAAGGACGUGCUGGCCAUGCGGUGGACCGGGGACCUGCACCACUACAUGCGGUACGAGCCCGACCUGAAGAUGGUCACGCGCGACGGGCUGGGGCAGCCGCUGAAGAGCAAGGCGGACGCGGUCCCGCUGAUCGUGGCCGGCGGCGGGGGUGCGUUCACGCACCCCACGCCCUGGGGGGACCCGGAGCUGCUGACCAAGAACUACCAGCCCUACCCGACCGAGCCCAAGAUGCCCUACGCGGGCUACUAUGAAUUGCAAAAGUAUCGUACUCGUAUAAAUGCAUUACAAAUUAUGUUCUCAGCCUGAGAGAGAAAAUUUGAAUUUGUAAUGCAGAUUUACCUCAAGAAAAAAGAUUUGUAUAUGCAUGACUGCAAUACGAGCACGAUACUUUUGCACAGGAUAGCUACCGCGCCGCGGCCAUGUACCCCAGUGCGGAAACCACGAAGCAAAUGGCGAAAACCAUCCCGUUCAAGUUAUGCAUUGCAAAUAUGUCUGGGUCUGGAAAGUUGGGACUUGUGAUGCUAGCUUUGGAUUCUAAAAAAAUUUGCAUUGCAUGACCAGCAAGUAGUGCAAGAGGAGUCGAGUUCGUGCUGCGCGGGGAAGGCAUUUGUCAUGCGGAAUAGGCAUCAGGAAGCCCUGUAAAAUUCUGUGAUGCUAGGUCAUGCAUUACAGACAACCUUGGUCAUGCCAUAUAUGCAUGACAAACCUGGCAAUCUUCCAGACCCAGACAUAUUUGCAGUUGAUAUAAGUGGCGCAAGAGCAACUACCAGGCGGACAUUGUGAUCGGCAUCGCCUACCUCUGCGCGGCCCUCGGGCUGUUCCCCUGCUGCUUUUUGACCAGCGAGCGGCUCAGUUUUAUCGGUACGACUUCGUACUUGACGACGGCCUACCAGUUUCUGCUCCUCCUCCUCGAGGCCUACCACCACAUGUGGCAGACCACCACGGUCGCGUUGGCAACCCACGUUUUUCUGCUCAUCACCGGCAUCGUCUUCACCGACGGGCAGCAGUGUGGGGUCUGCAAGCAUGAUUCCGUCCGCUGGGCCGUGGGGCUGGCGCACGCGCUGGUGCACAGCUUCUGCAUCGUGUUUUUCGUCGUGUUUUUGGAAACCCUGCUCGAGCUGUCCCCGCAGAACCGCAAGCCCAUCUCCGCCCACCCCGCCAUCGUGGAGACGCUGGAUUUCUACAGCGGCGGGGUGCUGCAGCCGCUCCUGUUGAACCUGAUGCAGGCGGUGGAGCUCCCAAACCUGCUGGUGUCCACCAAGCACGCCAUGUGCGCCGCGGAACCGGUCGCGCGGGAGUGGGUGCUGUUGUACAACCUGGGCAUGUCGAUCUACUUCUACGCCACGGCCGUCCCCACGGCGGCCUUCAUUAUGGGAUCUUUCCUGUUCCUCGGCAUGUACUUCCUCGGGAUUCACCAGGGGGAGGCCUUCGUGUCCCUCCGCGACCCCGACCACAAGUCCUUCCUGCGGUGCCGAAUCGGCCGCGACGGCGUGCUCAAAGGGUGGGCCAUCGGGAUCGAGCAAACGGGCGACGGCAUCGGCCCGCACUGGGAGGUCGACGCCCUCGCGCGCACGAGGAAGGAAGAUCCCUGGAACGACGCCGCGCCCUCCAAGUAUUUGUCCAACAAGGUCAGCGAGCCCCACUUGGUGGAUGUGUUCACCGUCAUUCCCCCGCGGGCCAGUAUGAGAAAAAAAAGAGGACACAAAGGACCACGAUUAGAGUUUGCCUGUUCUUGCAUGUUUGUGUUGGCGUUUCUGCUCCUGAUCAUGCGACCAGAACGUCGCCGUCGGUGGACCAUGUUAGAGCACUUCUCAAAACAGAUUUUGCAAGCCUUCCAGGUGGUAGUUCAUCAUCAAAUUUGGUAUUUGACCUCAAGCGAAAUUCGUGGUAGCAAGGGUCCUUUUGCUUUUUCUCCCCAUAACCGACGGCAGUCCGUCACUUGCGGGCGGGAGUCUACGCAUGCAAAAUGCGCUCACGGUCAAAUGAGGAAGUUCAAGUUCUAGUUGAAAACCUUUUUCAAAAAACGAACGGCCAAUAUACUAUGAAGAAACCUUUUCUCAGAAGAAAUUCUUCUGUAUUUGACAUCCGAUACCGGUCGUCAAAUUCAAAUAGAUACUUCUUGUUCGCUGCAUGAUCUAUCAAUCAGGAAGCAGGUGAAAUUUCUAUCAUGUUUGAAGCCAGAGCGGAAAUUCAGAAUUGUCCAGAUUGUAUGCCGAGCUUCUGAUAGAAGUACAAAAUGAACAAGAUAAGGACCAAGCGCACUCGACGAU
This is a messenger RNA of Amoebophrya sp. A120, 6846 nucleotides long. The record is from the annotation of a GenBank genome assembly. NCBI's taxonomy places the organism in Eukaryota, Dinophyceae, Syndiniales, Amoebophryaceae.